Zootoca vivipara (common lizard) is the source of this 2397-nucleotide messenger RNA. RefSeq names its product ARF like GTPase 9 (gene ARL9). Lineage: Eukaryota; Metazoa; Chordata; Lepidosauria; Squamata; Lacertidae. Gene Ontology annotation, molecular function: GTP binding; GTPase activity. The record is from RefSeq and is a predicted model, not a curated record.
CUGGGCGACGAUGCCUCCCGCCUCGCGGCAGGGGCGGCGCCCUGAGCUGCCGCCUCCCUCCUCCUCCUCCUCCUCCUCCUCCUCCUGCUGACUAUGGCGGGCAGCUUGCGGCAGGUCGCUCUGGUGGGGACGGCGGUUGCUGUCGCCGGCGGGGUCGCCUACGCGGUGUGGAGGAGCUAUUUCCCCUCCGAAGCUGCUCAGGGCCCCGAGGAGGAGGAGCAGCAGCAGCAGCCCUUACUCAGCGCUCAAGAAAGGGCUGCCCUGGGCUGCGCAAGGGCCCCCGAGAGCCAGGAUGUACCACCAAGUAAGCAAAUCUUGGUUCUGGGUUUGGAUGGAGCUGGAAAAACCAGUGUGCUGCACUCACUAGCAACUAACCAAGUGAAGCGCAGCACAGCUCCCACGGAGGGCUUCAAUGCAGUGUGUGUCAGCACAGAAGAAAUGAAGAUGGAAUUCCUAGAAAUUGGAGGCAGUGAGUCUUUGCGGGACUAUUGGAAGAAGUACUUGCCAAGAAUCCUGCUACUAAUCUAUGUUGUGGAUUCAGCAGAUCAUAAACGCUUGCCUGUUGCAAAGAAGCUUCUGCAUCAGUUGGUCCAGAGUAACUCCACCUUACCUCUUAUGAUUCUAGCCAAUAAGCAGGAUAUUGAAGGUGCAUACUGUAUCACAGACAUUCAUGAUGCUUUGGCAUUAUCUGAAAUUGGAGACGAGAGAAAGAUGUUCCUGAUCGGUACUCAUGUGGCAGAAGAUGGCUUAGAGAUCUCUUCCAGCUUGAAAGACACACGGGAACUGAUUGCACAGCUGGUGUCAGAAGUUGUGUGAUGGAAACUGGAAUAGGGUACCAUGUUAGGACCUAGAGUAUUCCUGUCUUGCCAGCUUGCAGCCAUAAAUAGAGCUAUUUUAAAUUCAGAUCUUAUGGUGGUGAUGGGGGUGGUGGUGAUUCCUUGGGUAUGGAAUUGCAAUGAAGAUGAUUUCAAAGUCAUGAGGAACCUUGUGGUUUAAGUUGUAAAAAUAGAGUAUGUGUGUAUUUGAAAAACCACCCUGUUUUAAACACGUGGAAAGAAAAUGGGAUUAUUGGACACUCCCAAGUUAAGACGCCAAAUACUGUAUAGACAACUGCUGUUGCCAUCAGUUGAGGCUCUGUUGUGUGGUGGUUUAGACUGAAUGAGAGGCUGACAUGGAAAAGCAGCACAAAUUUACAUAGGAAGGUGAUUUUGCUCAGAAUGCAGAUCUACGAUCCAAAGUUGUGUGUACCCUAACACAGGGAGGCACUGAGCUUCAUGUUUCUCAAGAACUUCAUCCAUGUUUUCUCUUAGGCUCACUUUCUUAAUCAGAAGGAUUUUUAAAAAAAUCAGUGUAAGAGAUUUUCCUGUUCUUUUGAUUCUGCAACACUUUUCCUAUUCUUUUUCUGCUUUCUGAUACGUAGAUUGAGAGUAUUAUAGCCUCCUGUUUUCUUUGCCAUGAUGAAGGGAGUGAGAGAGAGAGGGAGAUCCCACAACCCCUUCCUGAUCUCUCCGCAGAAUAAUCCCAGGGAGAAACAAUAUCUUGACAGAACCACUGCCCUUAACCCUUAGUACUUUCCUGCUUUGUUAACUAGUAGUACUGGGAGAAAUCUAGAUAAAGACUUGAUGAAUUAUUGGGCUUUUCUUGUAGUGUACUUUAGUGUGGCCCUUUUGGCCAGUUGAUCUGAGUGGAGCUGGUCAGUUAAUUAGCUGACUGGCCAUUGCACUGAUAAACAGAAGGGAUGGCAUUCUUGCUUUUUGAUUGAGACUCAGGGGAGGACUUUUUACAAGGAUUUCUAGUUCUUUGCCAGCUCUGUGGCAAGAGGACAGGAAGAGCCAUUUCAGGGAGAUAGGGCAAAGACAGUGGCAAAGGCAUAUUUUUUCCUCUGUUGAGAGCUCAAGGGGAUGAGAAUGGAGGAAGCAGAAUUGUCAGCCAAGCUUGACCUCUCACUUUAUUCUGGGGACGUCAUGCCACUUAUUUACUAAUCAAGGCUCAAUGAACUUUUGUUUGAAAUCUUGGAUCUGCUGCCAUCACAUACAAUUUCACCCUGAAAAUGGUAGCUUCUCCCUCAAAGGUCCAAAACAGUGUUAUCAGGUGCCAGCAUUAGUAAAAGAAAAUUCAUGUCUGCCUCCCCCUCCCCCUGCUUAAUACGUUUCUCAGGUGAUGUUAAUGCAGACCAACCUGUAUUGACAGUGACAAGAUAAGGAAAACUACUUAAACACUGUACUUCUUAUUACACUGAAGGAAAUACUGUGUGUACAUAUAUCCCUAUUGCUAUAUAUACACCUUUCAAUGUUUUUGUUAACUGUAGAAAUUGUACAAAUGUUUUCUAGCAACGUCUCCCCUCCAGUUGUAUGCUGAAACACUUCCGUUAUAUAAAGACAGAAUAUUUUUAUUCUA